Messenger RNA from Uncinocarpus reesii 1704, 3222 nucleotides. RefSeq lists its product as uncharacterized. The transcript has 6 exons. Gene Ontology annotation, biological process: calcium ion transmembrane transport; intracellular calcium ion homeostasis. Gene Ontology annotation, cellular component: membrane; endomembrane system. The record is from RefSeq and is a predicted model, not a curated record. The coding region runs from base 1 to 3222 and encodes 1073 amino acids. Lineage: Eukaryota; Fungi; Ascomycota; Eurotiomycetes; Onygenales; Onygenaceae. Gene Ontology annotation, molecular function: calcium:proton antiporter activity.
AUGGCUUCACACAGCGGUGAUCGUGAUGCUGGGCACGAAACGCCUCGCUCAUCUGCGACAUCUCCUGCGAAAUCUUAUACCCCCGCUGCUCAAAUGGGCGGCGAGGGACAAGGCAGCUCUUCCAGCGACCUAACCCAAGGAGGUUCGCGACCUCGAGGUACCAUCGAUUACACCCCAGCCCUACGCUCAGAAGGUGGCUCCGAGCAGCAAAGCUUUCGCGCAUCUUCCAGUGCCCAUGACGUUCCACGAAGCCCAGUCCUUGGACCGGAAAAUUUUGAAAGGACCCCAAAAAAACCUACCUUGCGGCGUGCUUCAUCCAAGCCCUACAGAGGUCAGGAAUUCUCCGUCGACGAUGAUGCCACCGAAUAUGAAGAGGAUUACGCUUUAAGACAGGCAGCUGUCUCCUCGCGAACCGGGGCCAGGUCACAUGGUACGCUAAGGCGGAGGCUCAAUGUCGCCGGCCCUCCUUUGCAACGGGUUGAAUCAGGAGACGAAGACCAGACGAACGAGCCUGGUGAUAUUGAUGCUACGGAAUCUCCUGACAACGAUGUUGCUGACGACAACGGUGACGAAGACGAUGGAAGUACCAGUGAUGCCGAGAGCUUCACUCUCAAGGAUCGCCAGCAGGCAAUCAACCAAACUCAUCCAUUUGGUAUCAGGAUCUGGAAACCUGCGUUAUAUAAAAAGUUCCGUUCGGUCGAAAAGACCGCAGAAGGGGACAUCCAUUCUGCGCCUGGGGAAGCUGUUAAUAACCUAAUCUUUACAGUCAACCUUUUAUGGAUGAUCUUCUUUGGCUGGUGGCUGGCUUUGGCGACAUUGCUUGGAGCCUGUGCUUGCUUCUUGGUGGGUUUCUCACCCGAUGCCAUUGCUUACGGAAAGAUAUUUUACGGUCUUUCAGGAUACCUGCUGUAUCCUUUUGGAUCUUUCGUCCGUCUUCAGUCUGACGAAAACUAUGCUGAAGAAGAUGAAGGAGAAGGACGAAGCAUCAGCGAGUAUGAGCAAUGGCAGAGUGGGGAUCUAGAGCACGGCAGGCUGUUCUUCGGUCCCGUCGGGCCCAGGUCAUUGGUCGGCCGCCGGAGAAAUAGCCUGGACUCGGCUGGUGAGUACGAAAGUCUCCUGGGGCGACCAGCCAGAGGCCAGCGCUCCGAUAGCCCAAUGCACAAGAACAAACGCCGUUUUUUUGGCCGAGGGGAAUGGACUUUCGGAAGAGCCAUGUUUUAUGGUGUUUUCUAUUUGCUGGUUGCCCCUCUUAUGCUUCUCGUGUCUUUGACCUGCUGGAUGCUGGUCUUCUGGAUACCAAUGGGACGCGUGAUGAUCAUCCUUUUACAUCAUCUACGUCGGCAUCCUCUUGCCCUAUCUUUCCAUUUGGACAACACGUACUCCAGGAACCCAACCCACCCGCAUUCAUCCAUCUUGCUUUGCACUUACCGAGCAGCUGGCAUUAAGUAUUGGAAGUACACGGUUGAUGGAACCAACAUAUUCUUCAUUAACCUCUUGGGAGUCGUCGUGUUUACCAUCCUGGACUAUUGGAUCUUGCAUCGGAGCCUUCAAAUCGAGUCCUGGGUAACUAACACAGGCCUGAUAUUUAUGCUUGCCCUUCUUUCAAUCAUCCCUCUGGCUUACUUUAUCGGACAGGCUGUAGCGUCCAUCUCAGCUCAGUCAUCAAUGGGUCUCGGUGCGGCCAUAAAUGCCUUUUUCUCGACCGUUGUUGAGGUUUAUUUAUACUGCGUUGCCCUCACUGAGGGUAAAGCCAGACUUGUGGAAGGAAGUAUUGUUGGCAGCAUAUUUGCCGGUAUCCUCUUCCUGCCUGGAUUAUCUAUGUGUUUUGGUGCCAUCAAACGAAAAACACAACGAUUCAAUGUCAAGUCCGCUGGUGUUACUUCAACGAUGCUUUUGUUCGCUACGAUUGCCGCGUUUGGCCCAACUUUAUUCUAUCAGAUUUAUGGAAGUCACGAACUCUAUUGCCAUCCAUGUUCAUCCUCGAAUAGUCCCACUAACAGAGACUGCCGUCGAUGCUAUUUCUCUGAGAUUCCUUCGACGAAAAACAAAUUCUUCCUCAAGGCGGUACAGCCAUAUUCCUGGUUUGCUGCUACACUGCUAUUCCUCUGCUAUGUCAUUGGUCUUUGGUUUACCUUGCGCACUCAUGCGGCACUAAUCUGGUCCACUGACUUAGAUGAGAAAAAGCAUCCCCAUCCUCAAGACUUUGGGGGUUCUUUCCUAGGGCCGAAGGCACAAGGUACUGUCAACGGGCGUCAAUUAGCCCAUGGAAAUUACCCCAAAGGGUCAAUUCGAGAGUCCCAACUAUACGCUCGAAUUCUAGGGCAAUCCUUGAAGCAAAUCGGCCUAUCUCGAGGCAAUGAUGAUAUUCCGGGGCAGCCAAAGCAUCAAACAACCGAUGAUGAAGCUUCCAUUCCUCAUGUUGUCCCUCCCAAGAGUAAGGAACCCCGUACACUGAAUCUAAGGCUACCAGGUCUAUCUGAAGAGCAAAACGAACUAUUUGUUCGCCAAGUCACCGAAGUAGCGGCUACAGCUGCUACCGUUGCUGCUCGCGACGCGGUCAAGCAUCCACGGAAACCCUCUGCUACUCCUCAUGCCCUGAAACCUGCGGGUGGGCCACCUGGUAAUGCUCCUGAAGAGGCCAAUGAAGCUGCCGUGUUCACGGAGCCGCAUACCCCUGGCGGACACGAUGCACCCAACUGGAGCAAGGCAAAGAGCUCAGUAAUUCUACUCGGGGCAACCCUACUUUAUGCGGUUAUUGCAGAGAUCCUAGUGAAUACAGUUGAUGUGGUUCUCGAAAGUGUUGAUAUAGAUGAAAAGUUCUUGGGAAUUACAUUGUUUGCGCUGGUUCCCAACACGACAGAGUUUUUGAAUGCCAUCUCCUUUGCGAUGAAUGGCAAUAUCGCUUUAUCUAUGGAAAUCGGUUCCGCAUAUGCUCUUCAAGUUUGCCUUUUGCAGAUUCCUGCUCUCGUGUUAUUCAGCGCUAUUCACACCAACUUCGUGGAACAGGCGGAGAUUCUCAGCCAUAGUUUCAAUCUAAUUUUCCCGCAAUGGGACAUGAUCACCGUGAUUCUCUGCGUCUUCUUACUUUCGUACGUCUACGUUAUGGGGUUCUUCCUGACAAGGUAUAAUACCAUGGAGGCGAACGGUGUUGAUCGAUUUGAUACGCUGGCUUUGGGGAAGGGCAGCGUGCCUUUGACUUCUUCAGGUAGUGGCGAAGCGUGA